GGCGUCUAAUACACCAAAGACUCCGUAUGGAGGCAGCACCGUCCAAGUUGUUGCAGUAUGUAUUACUUUACCGUUCGAUAUUGGAGUAAAGUCUCAUUUUGUUAGAUGUGAAAUUUUAUUUGCCAGAAGGAUAUUUGCAUAAGCAGAUAUUAGAAAAACAUGAGUUACCACCGUGGAGGAGGUAACAAGCCAAAAGGCUUUGGAUUUGCCGGUUUCCAAAUGACUGGUACCAAAAGAAGCGGCUCAAAUAUACCACCACCUCCCCCAAAUUCUACCCUAAGCAAACAAGGGUAUCAUACCAUGAAUUCAAUCACUGAAAAUGCUUUGUCCGCGUGUUGGGGUAUGCCAAAAAAACGUAGUAAAACCGAAGAAGAAUACUUCGAGGACGACGACGAUCCUCCACCAUUCUCUUUAGAAUAUAUUCCAGCGCCUGGAUCUCCUACCUACGAUUGGAUGAAGAAAUCGACGCCAAAACAGGAGAGCGACAGCGACGAAGAUCCGCUGGAUGCUUUCAUGGCUGGUAUAGAUGCCGAAGUGAAGAAAAACACUUACGAAGCUCAGCUCGCGGAAGAUGAGCGCAAGGAAGACAAGUCUAAGGGAUUCAGAGCAGAUAUCGACUGCGAGGACGACGAAGAAAGCUAUUACAGGUAUAUGGAGGAAAACCCAACCGCGGGGUUACAACAAGAGGAAUCUGACCAAGAAAUCGAAUACGACGAGGACGGGAAUCCUAUCGCGCCUCCGAAAAAGAAAGAGAUCGAUCCUCUGCCUCCCAUCGAUCAUAGCGAGAUACAGUACGAGUCGUUUGAGAAAAACUUUUACAACGUCCACGAUGAAAUCGCCAGCUUAAGCAAACAACAGAUCGACGAUUUGAGAAAGACGUUGGGGAUAAAGGUAUCUGGUCCCUCGCCGCCUAACCCGGUCACAAGUUUCGGUCAUUUUGGUUUUGACGAUGCGUUAAUAAAAGCAAUUAGAAAAAACGAAUAUACCCAACCCACUCCUAUCCAAGCUCAAGCCGUUCCUGCCGCAUUAAGUGGCAGGGAUAUAAUAGGUAUAGCAAAGACUGGAAGCGGUAAAACCGCAGCCUUCAUUUGGCCCAUGUUGGUUCACAUAAUGGAUCAGAGAGAAUUAAAGGCUGGCGACGGACCUAUCGGCUUGAUUCUUGCCCCAACAAGAGAAUUGUCUCAACAGAUUUAUCAAGAAGCAAGAAAGUUUGGGAAAGUCUAUAACAUUCAAGUGUGUUGCUGCUACGGUGGUGGUAGCAAAUGGGAACAAAGUAAAGCGUUGGAAGGGGGUGCGGAGAUAGUAGUCGCAACACCGGGUAGAAUUAUAGAUUUAGUCAAAAUGAAAGCGACGAAUCUAACCAGAGCAACAUUUCUGGUAUUAGACGAAGCCGAUAGAAUGUUCGAUAUGGGUUUCGAGCCGCAAGUACGUUCAAUUUGUAACCACGUUAGGCCGGACAGGCAAACGUUGUUGUUCAGUGCAACUUUCAAAAAGAGGGUAGAAAAGCUAGCGAGGGAUGUUUUAACAGACCCGGUUAGGAUAGUUCAAGGGGACGUUGGUGAAGCUAAUGCUGACGUUACUCAGCACGUGGUAGUCUUUAAUAAUAAUCCAACCGGCAAGUGGGCUUGGUUGUUGCAGAAUUUGGUCGAAUUUUUAAGCGCUGGUAGCCUGUUAAUCUUCGUUACCAAAAAGCUUAACGCGGAGGAGCUUGCGAAUAAUCUCAAGUUGAAAGAGUUUGAUGUUUUGCUUCUGCACGGUGAUAUGGAUCAAAUUGAAAGGAAUAAAGUGAUCACGGCUUUUAAGAAGAAGGAAGUCAGUACUUUGGUUGCUACUGACGUUGCUGCCCGAGGUUUGGACAUUCCACAUAUCAGAACUGUCGUGAAUUACGACGUAGCGCGAGAUAUCGAUAUUCACACGCAUAGGAUAGGUAGAACGGGUCGAGCCGGGGAAAAGGGUACGGCGUAUACCCUUGUGACGGAAAAGGACAAAGAAUUCGCAGGACAUCUAGUCCGAAAUUUGGAAGGAGCGAACCAGGAGGUACCAAAGAGUCUGAUGGACUUGGCGAUGCAAAGCGCUUGGUUCCGAAAAUCGAGAUUCAAAGGUGGAAAGGGAAAAAGUUUGAACGUCGGAGGAGCUGGACUUGGCUUUAGAGGAAGGCCUGAAACUUCGUCGACUUCGAGUAGCGGUUCUUCGUCGCAAGGAUCGAAGGACAUUAGCGAAGUGGUGAAGAAAUUAGAGAGACACGGACCUGGUAGCGAUCGAUUAUCCGCUAUGAAAGCUGCGUUUCGCAGUCAAUACACUUCUCAGUUUCGGGCAUCGUCGGAUCACACGUGGGAACAAACUAUUACACGUCCUUCGGUGAUAAUGCCACCACCGCCUCCUGUACCACCAAAACCAAAUACGGAACAAUCGCGAUCUCAGAAUAGCCAAGCAUCAAAUACCAGCGGGGAGAAGAAGAGAGUGAGGAAGAGUCGAUGGGAAUAA
This is a messenger RNA of Osmia lignaria (orchard mason bee), 2484 nucleotides long. Its product is annotated as ATP-dependent RNA helicase DDX42. Gene Ontology annotation, molecular function: ATP binding; nucleic acid binding; RNA helicase activity. NCBI's taxonomy places the organism in Eukaryota, Metazoa, Arthropoda, Insecta, Hymenoptera, Megachilidae. The record is from RefSeq and is a predicted model, not a curated record.